This is a messenger RNA of Gamsiella multidivaricata, 1455 nucleotides long. RefSeq lists its product as uncharacterized. The transcript is spliced from 4 exons. The coding region runs from base 423 to 1304 and encodes 293 amino acids. Gene Ontology annotation, molecular function: protein binding. The record is from RefSeq and is a predicted model, not a curated record. Lineage: Eukaryota; Fungi; Mortierellomycota; Mortierellomycetes; Mortierellales; Mortierellaceae.
CAUCAACACAUCACCACACAAUCUCUGUUUUGCUCCCAUCUGUCCAUCCAUCCAUCCCCUUGAUCGUUCCUUCGACCGGCCAUGCACACGAUCCCUCCCCCUGACAAUCCGUCUCAUUAGAAACCUGAACUCGCACUCGCCUCUGUCUUGGUCACUUUACGCACUUUUUUUCGUUUUAUUUUGUUUUACAAUACGCACACCCACUCUCCUCCACACCCACUCUCCUCCACACCCUCUUCCUUCCACUGCACACUUUCUGUCGUUAUCCAGCACUUUGCACCCAAGACCAUCCUUCCCUUGCCCACAUCCAACACACGGCUUGGCCCUAGCACAUCCACAUAACGCAUUAACUCUCGACUCUUCAGCCUAUUCACAGACCUUCAACUACUAUUCCCUACUAAAAAAAAAAAAAAGAAAGAGAAAUGAUCAUGGCCCCAAUUUCCUUGUCAUCACCAUGCCAGUCGAACGCAACAGCUGGGGAUGCUGCUAAUCUGGACGGAUAUUUGACUAAGAAGAGGGCCUCGAUCCAUUAUCCGGACGACUCCACAGCUGCAAAACGGAUGUCUUUGCAUCUUGGUCUGCGCUGCCGUUCGCUGUCCGAGUCCUGGGCAUUUGUCUCUCCUUCUACAGUCGUGCCUGAAUUCCCAGAGAAGAAGGACGGAUCAACAUCAACAUGCUCUUCAUCAUCCACCACAUCGACAGAGACACCAUCAUCGCCCGUUGUCGACACUAGCAGGACCAAUUCUAGCCGGGAAAUGAAUCAAGAACAGCGUGAUCAGGAACUCCUGAACACACUAACCUCUUUCUUGCGAGGCGAAGGCAAUGCUGUGGAUUGUCAUCCCACGGCCAAGGAUUGCCGGACCAUCAACGAUGGCCUCUCGGCUGUCACGGCCUCUGUUGGGACCAAGACGGAAUCAGGACUCUCGCAAUCGGCUGGCCCGACCAACGAAGGGUCGGAGCUCUGUGAUCUUGUGGUCACUAUCCGCGACUUUGCCUACCCAACGGCUCACCCGUACCACUGCGGACUGUAUCCACCCGAGCCAGCAUAUGAAGAGUCGGACAUUGAGGAGGACGAUGAGACAGAGGAGGACUAUGACGAACAGGACCAGGAUCGGGAUUCGAACGAUCGCACACAGGGACAUGCUCGUGGUCUAUAUGACUUUGACGCCGAAAAUUCGAGCGAACUAAGUUUCCAGGAGGGUGAAUUCCUCUGGGUUCAUUGCCGACAAUUCCCAGGCUGGUUCUUGGGAGAGAUGAAUGGAAAGACUGGACUUGUACCUGAGAACUACGUACAAUUGCUAUAACUGGCUACUCUGCCCGAGGAUUUAAUCACCUUCACUCUCUUUCUGUAAUAAUCUCCGUUCUUCCGUACCAUAGUCGCUGGUCGAUUGUGGUUUAAAAGAUAACCAAAAAUUCUAAUAAAAUCUAAAGCAACCCCCGCAUGGCAUUUUUCUA